Molecule: messenger RNA, 3207 nt
Organism: Brassica rapa (field mustard)
Lineage: Eukaryota; Viridiplantae; Streptophyta; Magnoliopsida; Brassicales; Brassicaceae
Product: protein DETOXIFICATION 51
Biological process (GO): xenobiotic detoxification by transmembrane export across the plasma membrane
Cellular component (GO): membrane
Molecular function (GO): xenobiotic transmembrane transporter activity; antiporter activity
Source: RefSeq, a predicted model, not a curated record
UAAAUAUAUUUAUAUUUAAAAUGAAAAGAUAUCAAAAUAUAUUAUGAUUAAAAUAUUUUAAAAAUUCUAUUUAUUAUUAGUCUGAAUUAAAAUGUAGUAUGAAUUUUUAUGAAUAGGUCCAUUAGGUUCAUUUUUUAAAAAAUCACACAUGAAUCAAGGUUGUGACUUCUGUUUUAAUAUAUAAGAUUCUACAUGGUUAUCAUCAAUUCACACAUGGGAUAACGGUUCAAUUAAUUUUAUCUCUUACCCAAAAUUGAUUAAUUGCAUACUAUUCCCUUACUAGUAAUUUUCUAAAAUUUCGUAUUUGAUAAUGAUACGUAUGUUCUAUUUAUCGCUAAUACGUAUCGUAUACAUCAUCUUUAAUUUAUGGUGCAGCUGUAAUUACUUUGGUUAUUCAUUAAAGAGAAAAAUACCAAAAUAGCACUAAAUCAAGUUUUUGUUCGCAAACUAACACUCAAAGCCAAAAAUUACAAAAAUAGCACUCAAGGAGUGGGGUUUAGGGUUUAGAGUUUAGGGUUUAGGGUUUAAAGUUUAGGUUUUAGGGUUUAGAGUUGAGAAGUGAGGUUUUGGGGAUAAGAUUUUAAAUUUUGAAAAAUAAAAAAAUUUAAAUUUUUCAAAAGAUAAAAUGCUAUUUUGGUCAUUUUAGUUUUUGAGUGUUAUUUUUGUGAUAUAAACUUAGAAAGGUGUUAUUUUGGAGAUUUGCCCUUCAUUAAAUCUUUCUUUUUAUUUUGCUUGUAAUGGUCACAAAUCGUUCAUGUAUCUACAUUGUCAAUUUAGUAAUACCAAUGUAUAGUAUAUCAAAAAACUGACCCGCACAGAAUUCCGAAAGUGUUUUAAAAAUAUAUUUUUAAAAAGGUAGUUUAGAUUCUUUCCUAUGGAAAAAAUGAAUAUGAAAAAAAGUCUGGCAAUUCCUUUAUUAAUAGAGAAGAUGUAGAGGAGAGAAGAAGCAUCAAAGUUUCAUUUUCUUCACUUAAAACCUCAAAAAAAAACUCCAGAGGGCUCUUCACGAGAGAACUCUUUCUCUUUCCCAUAAUAUCUUUCAUCGUCAUCAUCACCAUCACCGUCAUGUGUAACACAUCAACAACACCACCUACCACCGCCGGCACUAGCACGGCCGUGUCUGAGAACCAACAAUCUCGAACAGGAGUCUUACUCGAUGUCUUGUCGACCAAAACCUUCGAACAUCCCACGAAGCAAAGUCUCCGGCAUUGCGAGAACAUAAGAUCUCCUGUCAUGUCCGAAGCUGUAACGGAGGCGAAGUCUCUCUUCACGCUGGCUUUCCCGAUCGCCGUAACAGCUCUAGUCCUCUACCUUCGCUCCGCCGUCUCCAUGUUUUUCCUAGGUCGUCUAGGUGACCUCGAAUUAGCCGCCGGUUCACUCGCCAUUGCGUUUGCUAACAUAACCGGUUACUCUGUUUUAUCCGGUUUAGCACUCGGUAUGGAACCACUCUGUUCUCAAGCCUUUGGUGCUCACCGCUACAAACUCCUCUCACUCACCCUCCAUCGAACCGUGGUUUUUCUCUUGGUUUGCUGCGUACCGAUCUCGGUUCUCUGGCUCAACGUCGGUAAAAUCUCGGUUUACCUUCACCAAGACCCCGACAUCGCACAACUAGCUCAGACAUAUCUCAUCUUCUCCUUACCCGAUCUCAUCACCAACACUCUCCUUCACCCAAUAAGAAUCUACCUUCGCGCUCAAGGCAUCAUCCACCCCGUCACCCUAGCCUCUCUCUCCGGCGCCGUUUUUCACUUACCCGCUAAUGUUUUCCUCGUCUCUUACCUCCGACUAGGUUUAACAGGCGUCGCCGUCGCCUCCUCCGUCACCAACCUCUUCGUAGUCGCGUUCUUGAUAUGCUACGUCCGAGCAAGUGGUCUCCACGUGCCCACUUGGUCCGACCCGACCCGGGACUGUUUCCGAGGAUGGGCUCCUCUGCUCCGCCUCGCGGGACCGAGCUGCGUCUCCGUGUGUUUGGAGUGGUGGUGGUACGAGAUCAUGAUCGUUCUUUGCGGGCUGCUCGUGAACCCAAGAUCGACGGUGGCGGCCAUGGGCGUUUUGAUACAGACGACGUCGUUUCUCUACGUCUUUCCGUCUUCUCUGAGCUUCGCCGUCUCCACUCGCGUCGGGAACGAGCUUGGAGCGAACCGUCCCAAGACGGCGAAGAUUUCGGCGACGGUGGCUGUCGUAUUCGCGGCGGUGACAGGGAUCACGGCGGCGGCGUUUGCUUACUCAGUCAGAAAUGCUUGGGGGAUGGUUUUCACUAAAGACGACGAUAUUCUUCGGCUAACAGCGGCGGCGCUUCCGAUAUUGGGGUUGUGCGAGAUCGGAAACUGUCCUCAGACGGUAGGUUGCGGCGUCGUGAGGGGGACGGCACGGCCGUCUACAGCGGCGAACGUGAACCUUGGCGCGUUCUAUCUUGUGGGCAUGCCGGUGGCUGUGGGUCUUGGGUUUUGGGCCGGAGUUGGGUUUAAUGGGCUUUGGUUAGGACUUCUUGCUGCGCAGAUUAGUUGCGCCGGGCUAAUGAUGUACGUGGUGGGGACCACUGAUUGGGAAGCGGAGGCUAAGAAGGCGCAGUCGCUAACAUGCGCAGACUCUGUGGAGAACGACCUUAUAAAGACGGUGGUCAGUACUAUGUGUGACGACGGUGAGAGCGAUGAGAGACAGCCGUUGAUUCGAAUCACAGUACUUCAUUAAUAAAAAUAUUUAUUAUAUAAUUAAUUUGAUUAUAACUAUAAUUAUUUUCUCCUCUCUUUUAAUAGAAAGAGAAAGUUUUGUCUUUCUUGAAUAUAUUAACAUUUCUUCCUUUUUUGUACUUUUAGCUUCUUUUUUUUGUUUCUCUCCUUUAUUUUUUAUGCCCUUAUGAUUGGCCGGUUCUAGUGCAUUUUGAUUUUUGCGUUUAGUUUCUACAUAUGCCAAUGUUUUAAUUUGUGUGUUAUCUAAAUAAAUGCAAAAAUAAUCACAUGAAAAUUUAAAAAACGUUAAUUUGAGGCAAAAGAUGUUGGGGCCUUUGACAAAAAACAAGAUGUUGGACCAUAUAGCUGGAGCGACAGAGAAUUCAGAAAAUAUUUUUAUUUUUAAAUAUUUGUAAAAAAAAGAUAGUAUAGAGGGAAAUAACUAAAAAUAGUUGAAAAUGAAAUAAGAUAAAAUAAAAAGUCUUAAUAAAUAGGAAAAAUACGUGUUAUGGCCCUUAUGGGUGAUUAAAAGGAAAGGGAG